AUGCGCCUGGUAUAUUUUGUUUCCGAAAUGGCUCUUGCUUUCGUGCUUUCCGCGAUUUUCAUUGCAGUUGUUUCUCUUUUGAGUUUGAUAUUCACGGCAUUUUCCAUUUACCUGGUUUACAUUCACUGGAGGUUCAGCCACAUCCCAGGACCAAAGAGGGACAGUUUUUUCCUUGGUAACGUACCGCUUAUUCGCCGAGAGCGAGAAAAGGGAAAAAUCAUGAGUGAAUUGAUGCAAGAAUUGCACAGUAUUUACGGUCCAGUAGUUUUGAUGUGGGGCUUUCACCGGCCUUUCCUUUUCGUUUCUGAUCGAGAACUCGCUAAAAAGUGUCUUCUAACGCUAAAUUUGCCCAAAAAUCCUAGGGUUUAUGGGCAUCUUGGCUAUCCAUUCGGUCACAGACUUUUGGGCCGCGGUUUGGUAACGGAGACCGAUCAUGGCGUUUGGCAAAAGCAAAGAGCGCUGUUAAAUCCGGCGUUCCACCGCCGUUAUUUAAUGAACUUGAUGUCCGCGUUUAACAACAGCUGUGACUUGUUUCUGGCCAAGCUGGAUGAGAUGGCAGAUGGAGAAACUGUUGUAAAUAUGGCAGAAGAAUUUGCCAGGGUCACUCUGGAUGUUAUUGGAAAGGUAUUCAGUUCAACCUCACAUACUCAAGAAUAUACACUGUAAAAAGGCUGGGUGUGUGCGGGAACUGUCACGAAUCUUCAGUUUGUUUUGAAUACCCCCAAAAAUCCCUACUUAGAUCAAGCUACCCAAAAAGAUACUUGCCAAAAUUUUCCUACCCAAAAAAAACCAAAGUUGAAAUUUCAAACCCCCAAAAACCCUUCGAUCAUCCCUUUCACUUGAAAUCUGGAGUACCCCCCCCCCCACCUCAUGUAAAUGCAUAGCCCCAUAGCCAUGUAGCCACAUAGCAUCCUAGCCAUGUAUAUGCCUUGUUCUUUGAGCCCUCAGUGAAGAUACAUAGCCACUUAGUUAUGUAUCCACCUAGUGGCAUAGCUAGCUGUAUAGCCUCAUAGUCAUUCAUUUAUGUCUCGUUCUUUAAUUUAUAAGGUCAAUGUAGCUCUUUAAGCCACAUAGCAGUGUAGCCACAUAUAUGUUUUGUUCUUCAAUAAGGCCAAUGCAGCUCUUAAAGCCACAUAGCAGCAGUGUAGCCAUGUAGCCAGUCCAGCUUUUGGAAUGGCCAGGUAUUCUGUAGCCUGCCUUGCAGCUGGCCCAUGCAUCAUCCAAUCCAUUUGUAUGGAUUUUCUGUGAAUUAGUAAACAAAAGCUUGUUCUGAUAUUCAGCAAAGUCGCAAGGAUUUCAUUAGCAUUUCUGACAGGCAGGUUUCUUAUGGCAAGGAGCGUUUAUGGUAAACAAUGAAAGAACAGUUCAAACUAGAAAGUCUUCUUCAGAACAACAACAACAAAAUGCUUUGAGAGAAUUCCUUCAAGGCCAAAAUGUGUUUGUAAAUUUGCCGACUGGUUCAAUCAUUGCAAAUUAAUGCACUGCUUUGCAUUCUGCAAUCUGGCCGACAGUUUUAGCGUUAAAACAAAUCAGGAAAUCAUGAUGUUCCCAGACAAAAAAACUAUACACACGUAGCCAUUCAGAUUCAGGCAUUUUGGAGAAAACCAAAGGUACUAACCAGAUUCAUAACCUCUAAAUGUGAGACUCGAAAUUGCAAAAACAAGGCUUGUUCAGUCAAAGUUUAGAAUACUUUAUGCACUGUAUAAUCUGUGCUCUAAGAGAGAAAGCAAGAAUAACCUCUGUUGUUCAAGCUGACUCUAAGGCCAUGUUUCACACUAUCAUGAGCUCAUUCUCUCUUGCCUUUAGGUAUGAGUCAGGUUAGGCCUGUCAACACUUUAUUUGAAAUUGGUCUAACCACAAACUGUGUAAGAAAAACGUUUAUCAAAAACACCAACAUACGUCGUUUCAACUCUGCGAGAUUUGAACAUGAUACUGUUCACUAAUUUGCAGAUACUCUAUACAGAAGGGUUUAGAGUACAUGUGAUGCACGCUAGUAUUCUGCAUUUGUAAGUAUGUCAGUAGCUCCACACAAUCCACGUAGCCACAUAGCUGCAUUAAGUCACAUAUAUGUCUUGUUCUUUAAUAAGCCUAAUGCAGCUCUUAAAGCCAUAAGUAGUGGUGCCACAUUAGCCAGUCCAGCUUUUGAGUGGCCAGGUUUUCUGCAGUUACUUUAAAGUGGUAUUAAUGAUCCUUUUACAGGUUGCUUUUGACAUUGAUGUUGACGUUAUAAGAGACGCUAACAGUCCAUUUCCAUCAGCAGUUUCCAAAGGUCUAAAGGGGGUCCAGGAAAGCAUACGUACCCCAUUCUCCCAGCUGUUGGGGUUGGUAUUUCCAUCCCAGUCAGGUUUGGCUGAAGCAAUAAAAUUCAUUCGUGAGUUUGCAGGAAAGGUCCUCAAGGAAAGACAGGAAGCUGUUUUGAGAGAAGACGAAACUCCCAAUGAUAUACUUGCUCACAUCUUAAAAGUAGCAGAAUCAGAGUCCAGCUUAAGUUUUGAAGAUCUGAUUGAUCAGUUUGUGACAUUUUUUGUUGCAGGUAAGACAUUUCACUGUGGAGUUGAACAAACGGGUGGUACCUAGAAAAUUGUUUACAUGUAUCACAGAAAGUUUGAUCCUGUCUUAAAAACUUUUGAGGCAUCUUUGAGGAGAAGAUGAAGUCCUGUUUUUGUAUGUCUCCUUUCAUUUUGCAGUCUUCUACUUUUUUCUUUGUUCGUUACCCUUAUUUUUGUCCUUUUAUAGGUCAGGAGACCACUUCAAACCAGUUAUCUUUCACUCUUUUUGAAAUACUGAAGCAUCCCAAUGUUGAAAACAGGUAUUUGUACACACUAGUGUAGGUAAGAUUAGUAGAUAGACUGGAUGACAAUGACCUGAAUGUUCUACUAAACAUUUCCAAUUACAUUAUAAAACUGUUUGACAAACACAUUGAUAUUAUAGCUGGUUAGUUUUUUUAAUUUCUUGCAAAAAAAUUGUAGCUGUCUUUUGUUUGCUCCUGUCCUUAGAAGUUUGUAUGUAUCUUACCCUAAGAAACAAUAAUAAUGUUUCUGAGGGUAAGAUACCUAUAAACUUCUAAGGAUGGGAGCACCACUGAUGUUGAUUGUUUUGCAUAGAAUUAUUCAAGAAAUUGAAACUGUGCUUGGCUCCCGCCAGUUUGUGGAACACAAAGAUCUUGGAAACCUUCAGUAUCUGGGACAGACACUCAAGGAAGGCCUCCGCUUUCACCCACCCGUCGGGGGAACGACAAGAAUAACUACAAAGGAAGAAAACCUUGGAGGAUUAACCAUACCUGCAGGAACCUCAAUCAAUAUUAGUUGGUUCAUACUGCAGCGUCUUUCAGACGCAUGGUCAGAACCAGAGAAGUUUGAUCCUGACAGGUUCUCCCCUGACAAGCAAAUUCCACAGUCUGUUUACUAUCCAUUUUCUGUUGGACCAAGGACCUGCAUUGGACAAACGUUUGCUCAGUUUGAGGCGCGAGUGCUUAUGGCUCGAUUGCUGCAGGAGUUUGAGUUGACACUGUUACCAGGGCAACAUAAAAUGAUACAUGAAGAAAGGCUGACGCUUAGACCCAAGGGUGGUGUCCUGUGCACCAUCAAGAGAAGAGGGCUCAAACAGGAAUAG
Porites evermanni is the source of this 3612-nucleotide messenger RNA. The record is from the annotation of a GenBank genome assembly. Lineage: Eukaryota; Metazoa; Cnidaria; Anthozoa; Scleractinia; Poritidae.